Messenger RNA from Marmota flaviventris (yellow-bellied marmot), 1254 nucleotides. RefSeq names its product lysine methyltransferase 5A (gene Kmt5a). Gene Ontology annotation, molecular function: protein binding; histone H4K20 methyltransferase activity; transcription regulator activity. Gene Ontology annotation, cellular component: polytene chromosome; nucleus. Lineage: Eukaryota; Metazoa; Chordata; Mammalia; Rodentia; Sciuridae. Gene Ontology annotation, biological process: regulation of transcription by RNA polymerase II; regulation of DNA damage response, signal transduction by p53 class mediator. The record is from RefSeq and is a predicted model, not a curated record.
AAGAUGUCCAAGCCCCGCGCGGUGGAGGCGGCGGCGGCGGCGGCGGCGGUGGCGGUGGCAGCGACGGCCCCGGGCCCGGAGAUGGUGGAGCGGAGGGGCCCGGGGAGGCCCCGCACCAACGGGGAGAACGUAUUUGCCGGGCAAUCAAAGAUCUAUACCUACAUGAGCCCGAACAAAUGCUCUGGAAUGCGUUCCCCCCUUCAGGAAGAGAACUCAGUUGCACAUCACGAAGUCAAAUGCCAGGGGAAACCAUUAGCUGGAAUCUACAGGAAACGAGAAGAGAAAAGAAGUGCUGGGAAUGCCAUCCGGAGCUCCCUGAAGUCCGAAGAACAGAAGAUCAAAGACGCCAGGAGAGGUCCCCUGGCACCUUUUCCAAACCAAAAAUCUGAAGCAGCAGAACCUCCAAAAACUCCAACCUCGACUUGUGAUUCUACCAAUGCAGCCAUUGCCAAGCAGGCCCUGAAAAAGCCCCUCAAGGGAAAACAGACCCCUCGGAAAAAAGCUCAAGGAAAAACGCAACAGAAUCGCAAACUCACGGACUUCUACCCUGUCCGGAGGAGCUCCAGGAAGAGCAAGGCCGAGCUGCAGUCUGAAGAAAGGAAGAGAAUAGAUGAGCUGAUUGAAAGUGGGAAGGAAGAAGGCAUGAAGAUUGACCUCAUUGAUGGCAAAGGCAGGGGCGUGAUCGCCACCAAGCAGUUCUCCCGGGGUGACUUUGUGGUGGAGUACCACGGCGACCUUAUCGAGAUCACUGACGCCAAGAAGCGAGAGGCUCUGUAUGCACAAGACCCCUCUACGGGCUGCUACAUGUAUUAUUUUCAGUAUCUGAGCAAAACCUACUGCGUGGACGCCACCAGAGAGACAAACCGCCUGGGAAGGCUGAUCAAUCACAGCAAGUGCGGGAACUGCCAGACGAAGCUGCACGACAUCGAUGGCGUGCCUCACCUCAUCCUCAUUGCCUCCCGCGACAUCGCAGCCGGGGAGGAGCUGCUGUAUGACUACGGGGACCGCAGCAGGGCCUCCAUUGAGGCCUACCCAUGGCUGAAGCAUUGACGCCAUCGGCUUCCUCACCCGCCUCCCUUCUUCAAAGGACAAAGUGCCCUCAAAGGGAAAUGAUUUUUUUUUACAUACUUAAUCUUAGCGGAGUACUUCAGAUCUUUUUAAAAAGUAUAUUAAGAUGCCUUUUCACUGUAGUAUUUAAAUAUCUGUUACAGGUUUCCAAGGUGGACUUGAACAGAUGGCCUUAUAUUACCAAAA